UCUGCGCUACUGUGUAAAUGAUGCCGUACCGACUACCAGGCUAGAGUAGGAGACGCUCACGUGCAUCUCAUGGCGCACACUCGAUCACGUUACCAUCGACAUUGGGCGCGCGGGAUAACGCUGCUCUCCAACCCACCGUCGCUAUCGGCUCACCCUAGCACGCUUUCCCUCGCACCCGCAACGUUGAUUGGCAACUCCAGAAUUGUUUACUUGUGCUGGCAAUACUGUCCGAAUAAAGUUGGUUUCGAAAUCAAAGGCCACCGUGGCACUAUCGCUCGGUGCCGUGCUCAAAUUUCUCGGUCGAUUGUGGCAUCGAAUCGAGGUGUUUCCUGGAAACUGAAAUUUUCCUCGCACCCGAUCACCUCGUUUUCAUCUGUGUCAAGGAUUUCUGCGAUAAAAUCGCGAAAAUAAAACUGCGCUGUGUGUGCAAAAGCGCGGCUUGCUCAGCAAGCAGGACCACGUUUUUAUUUUAAUAUAUGGAACCUUUCAAGCGUGCCGGAUGUGGAAGGAAGCCAAGUGUUUGUGCGGAAUGGGCGUCUCUGAAAGUUGCGAGCACAUGGACGCGGCAUUGAUCCACUGCUACAGGUCGGCAAGUUACGAGAGUGCACGGUUGGGUGAGAGCCGUAAUGACGUCACGUCGGCAAGUUACGAGAGUGCACGGUUGGGUGAGAGCCGUAAUGACGUCACUGACGUCUUAGAUCGGCAGACACACCUUUCACGCUCAAGCAACUGGGUACGCCAAACGGGAGGUCUGCUCACCGCUCUUCCCUCACGUUGAGCGCGAGUCCUUCGUGCGCGUUCGAGCAGGUCGCAAGCCCUAAACACAGUCAGAUUAGAGAAAAAACGCUGCCAUCUGCAGCGCGCCACCGUUUCCAUAGUCACGGCCACACCAAGCACUGACAGCCGUAACAUUCUGUUGAAGAACGGCGAAGGAAUCGCGCCUAACUACGUCGUACUCUAUUUUUGUUUAUUGGAAAAGGAGCAAUUAGGCCUGCGCCAACGUCAUCUUUCAUCCGUAGUCCACUGGUCUCCAUCACGGACCGACGUCAGAAAACGCCGGCAGAAAAUCUAACCUAUGGAGCACUUCUACGGUCGAAUAGCAGUGCUGCUGAAAAGCUGCUGUGGCAUGGUCGAGAAUCGUUUCACCCUCUCCACUUCUCACCGACAAGUAGCGCCGCAGCUGAAGGAAGCAACUGACUGUUUCAUGAUAAGAAAUUUCAAGCCGUACCGCCGCUUGUUGCGCUUCUUCGGGUGCUUCUUCGUACAGGGCCUCACCGAAGAUGCCUACCCGAGGGCCCGUGUAACGUGGUGGACAUCUUACACUCUCUAUUCUCUGGCGUGGUUUUCGUCGAUGGCCUACAUAGAAAGCGAGUAUAUGGCAGCAGCCGUCUACGGUAUCAUGACCGGCGAGUUGGUCCAGUCCGUCGCGGCAUUUCUAAAGAUGUCCGUGGUGACGAACGUCUUCAUCAACAUCGCCUCCAUGACGCUCGGCACCAGGCGUCUGCUGGAGUUCUUCCGCAACUGCGCAAGGUACGAGAAGUCCGCGAAAUUUCCGUCCCCGGCAUCGCGCGGAUCCCGGAGGCCACGCUGUCACAUCAGGCUAAUCAGGACCGUCGGUCUUACGGCUGUCGUCACGGCGUACGGCACCAUAUUAGCGGUCUACUACGGGCCUCGAGGAACCCGAGCUCAAUGGAGCGCGUUCAGCAAGGCCGUUGGCGUGGCGUCGCUGGCGGUGAGCAUGUUCUACGAGUGGAUCGUGUACCUCACGCUGAGUUCCACCUGCGAGGUCCUCGCCCUGUACGCACGCGACCAGAGGGCAGUCUUCGAGGAGAGCCGCCGCGAGGACGCCAGCGCCUCUUCCGGGACUGUCGGCGAGAUGGCGACGACCGGUCCCAGACCGUCGCCCUCGUGGACGGUCGAAUCGGUACGCGUCAACUUGACCCGGAUAAGAGAGCUCAAGACGUCCAUCAACGACAUCUGGGGCGUGGCACUCGCCUUCAGUGCGGUGACCACGCUGCUCGCGAAAUGCUCCGCUCUGCAUCAACUCAUCAAUUCGGGUGGCCACGGCGUUGCGGCGCUCCUAAUGUCCCUCCAGGCGAUACACAGCGCGACGCGGUUCUACGAGCUCGCCUUCAUCAGCCAAUCCUUGCGUGACGAAGCUAACGACGUAAAGGAAUCUGCCAAGGCUGCGACCAUGCUAGAAGCCGAUGAUUCGUACAGCAAGCAGGUACUCUUCUUGCAAGACAGCAUCGAUCCGGACGAGAUGUGCCUCAGUGGCGCAGCCUUCUUUCGGCUUGGUAAACCUCUCAUAAUUUCGAUGAUGGGCGCCGUCAUCACCUACACGGUCAUCCUAACUCAGACAGGGCAAAGUUUGACCCAACAAACAAACGAGAACGUCACAUCCACUGCACCCUGAAGAGCAGUCUCGCUCUGAAACAACAAACAUGUCGCGGCUUCUUAAAAGAAGACCUUGUAGUUAGCCGGCACGCCAAGCGCUUCUCAAUAAACUGCCUAACGCACACCUAUUGAGUUUCCUCAGGCAAAAUUUUCACGCACUUAGAUUGUUUGUCUUUUUCCCGAUGACUGUUUACCACUGGCUAACAGCGGUUAUAAAGUUAUCGCUCAGCACAAGACGCGCCUUCGUGUAUUGGAACUUUCUCGAAUGUUGUCACCAAUUCUUAGCGAAGGCUCCUUGUCUAAUCAAACUGCAUGCGCCACAGGAAUAGUGAUGCACAUUCUGUAACAUCCACGAGCACCAUCGAUUGCGCUGGAAUGCACGAUGAAUCGCGUAUAAACUGCCGACGCAUAUCAGAUUUCGACAACUGACGAUUUUGCUCUCCACUAUCGUUGUGCUCUCGGUGUUACUU
Messenger RNA from Dermacentor albipictus, 2867 nucleotides. The record is from RefSeq and is a predicted model, not a curated record. Lineage: Eukaryota; Metazoa; Arthropoda; Arachnida; Ixodida; Ixodidae.